Messenger RNA from Chelmon rostratus (copperband butterflyfish), 4133 nucleotides. RefSeq names its product neurofascin-like. The record is from RefSeq and is a predicted model, not a curated record. The transcript is spliced from 24 exons. The coding region runs from base 133 to 3270 and encodes 1045 amino acids. NCBI's taxonomy places the organism in Eukaryota, Metazoa, Chordata, Actinopteri, Chaetodontiformes, Chaetodontidae. Gene Ontology annotation, biological process: cell-cell adhesion. Gene Ontology annotation, molecular function: protein binding.
GUGACGGAUGACGAGAAGAAAGUAGGAGUCUGCUUUAACAGCAACAAGGGGGAAAGGAGCAGAAAAAUACUUGAACUACACUCACAGGAGCACUGGUGGAGAAAAGUGUUGCUGAGUCCAUGCACUGUAAAGAUGGGAACACUGGUCGAACCAGUGCUGCUGCUACUUGUAUGGCACGGUGUUUGGGCGUUGGACGUCCCUCUGGAAGGUGUGCAGCCCCCAACCAUCAUAAAGCAGUCAAUGAAGGAGCACAUUGUUGACCCCAAAGACACCAUGAUCAUAGAAUGCGAAGCCAAAGGAAACCCCCACCCCAUUUUCUCGUGGAGGCGUAAUGGGAAGUAUUACAACGUCGCACGUGACCCUCAAGCAUCGAUGCGCAGGCGCUCGGGGACGCUGGACAUCUACGCCUGGAACAAUCCAGAACAGUACGAGGCGGAGUAUCAGUGCAUUGCCUCUAAUGAGUAUGGAUCCGCAUACUCCAACAAGAUCAGACUACGACUGUACAGAGCUCCUGUGUGGCCCAGGGAGAUCCUGGAGCCUGUGGUGAUCAGUGCCGGCUUGCCUCUGGUCCUGUCCUGCGACCCCCCACCCGGCCCACCCAGACCUGAAACCUAUUGGAUGACAAGCUCUUUCCCCACAAUGCAGCCUGUGCGGCAGGACCGCAGGGUAUCCAUGGGAGUCAAUGGAGAUCUGUACUUCUCUAACGUCCUGUACAACGACUCUGCUGCUGAUUACUGCUGCAAUGCCCGCUUCCCCUACAAGAACGUCAUCCAGCAGAAGAUGCCCGUGGUCGUUAAAGUGCUCACGACUCGUACAGUGGCCGAGGCUGCCCCCACCUGGCUGUCUCCCACGGGCUCGUCCAGCUCCAUCCUGGUCCUGCAAGGGGAAGAGCUGCUCCUGGAGUGCAUCGCUGCAGGAGUGCCAACUCCUCAUAUCACGUGGACCAAGGAUGGCGAGGACCUGGUGGUGAGGUCGCCCAUGAAAGUAAAGAACUUCAACAAGAUGAUUCAGAUCCCAAAGGCUUCUUUCGAUGAUGCCGGUGAAUACGUCUGCACCGCCACCAAUAAGAUCAGAUACAUUGAGCACACAAUAACCGUUAGGGUCAAAGCGGCGCCAUUCUGGUUGGAGAAGCCCACUAAUUUGGUUUUGGCCCCUGAGGAAACUGGACGCCUGGUGUGCCGUGCUGACGGGGCUCCUCGUCCCACAAUCAGCUGGUUCAUCAACGGGGAACCAAUUGAAACUGCUACACCGCAGCCUAACAGACAGGUGUCAGGUGACACACUGACUUUACGCAGUGUGACUGCUAUGAACAACGGCGUCUACCAGUGCAACGCUUCCAACCAGUUUGGGUACUUACUGGCCAAUGCUUUUGUGAACGUGUUACAUGCCACUCCACGUAUUCUGGGGCCCAGGAGUGAACUCGUGAAGGUGACAGAGGGAAGUCAUACCUUCUUAGACUGCCGCUACUUUGGCUCCCCGGUGCCUGAGCUGCGAUGGUCCAAAUAUGGACAGGGGAAUCUUGAAGGAAAUCGUUUUAAGACCCACAGUAACGGGACUCUGGAGAUAAAACGCAUACGGAUUGAGGACCAGGGGACUUACCUGUGCAUAGUCAGCAACGUCGCAGGAAGGGACGAGAGCCAAGUCCGAAUAGAGGUCAAAGAGCCCACGUUAAUCGUCACACGACCACAGAGUAUGAAAGUCAUCCGUGGAACCGACGUGCGCUUCGAGUGUGGCGUGAAAGCAGAUCCUACGACUCCCGUCACAACCACCUGGAUGAAAGGCAACAAGCUGGUCACUCUUGGCUGGAGAAUCUCUCUGGACGAAUCAAAUCUGUUCAUCACUAAUGUAAACAGAGGCGAUGAGGGCAAUUACACCUGUGUCAUCAAGAGUGAGCUGGACCAGAAGUCUGCCUCGGCACGCCUAAUGGUGAUGGACCGCCCAGAUCCUCCCACGAACCUGGAGCUGUCAGAUCCAUAUGAGCGUAGUGUAAGACUCAGCUGGGUCCCUGGAGACAGCAACCACAAUCCCACUACAGAAUACUUAGUGCAGUAUGAUGAUGAUGAUUGGUUGCCUGGGAAGUGGAAAAACCUUUCAACGUACCCCGGGAACCUCAACUCCGUCGUUCUGCAUCUAACACCCUUCACCUACUACGAGUUCCGGGUCAUCGCCAUCAACGAAAUCGGAAUGAGUCGCCCCAGUCGGCCAUCUAUGCGCUUCCAGAGCAGCGGUGCUCCCCCAGACGUCAUCCCAAAGAACGUGAAGGGUGUGGGUACAUGGAGGAAUAACAUGGAGAUCAGCUGGGAGCCUCUGGCCUACAGAGAGUGGAACGGGCCUCACCUGAAGUACCUGGUGUGGUGGAGAAGGAGAGAUUCCCGAGAGGAGUGGAAGAACGCGACCACUAAAUGGCUGAAAUACUACAUCUACGAUGCCGAUACCUUCACUCCGUAUGAGAUCAAAGUCCAGGCCGUCAACGACUUCGGGCUGGGUCCAGAGUCUCCUGUUGUCACUGGCUACUCUGGAGAAGACCUACCAUCUGCUCCCAAAUCCUUCAGGAUCCAGCAGCGACAUCUGGACAGUAUUUAUGUCGACUGGGACCUGCCAGCAGAGCCCAACGGUAUCAUUACCGGAUAUUCCCUCAAGUACCAGACAGUGAAUGCCACCAGAGGAGAGGAGCUGCGAGUUGAGGAGUUCCCUCCAAACGUAACAAGCUUCUCCGUGCGCCGAUUCGACCGCUACACUCGGUACAGGUUCUCCGUGGCGGCGCGAACUGGGAUCGGGAUAGGGGAAUGGCACACGGAGGAGUCACCCCACUACACCACUGAGAUUUAUGCUCAGGACCAGGUGGACAUCUCCACUCAGGGCUGGUUCAUCGGGAUUAUGUGUGCCGUGGCCCUCAUCGUGCUCAUCCUCCUCAUCGUGUGCUUCAUCAAGAGGAGCCGUGGGGGGAAAUAUCCCGUGCGGGAAAAAAAAGACAUUUCGUUGGAGCCGGUGGACGACAAAGAUCAGGAGGGAUCAUUUGACUACAGGUCUCUUGAAAGCGAGGAGGAAAGAGGGCUUCAAAGGGGCCAGCCAUCUAUGGAGGCAAUGAUGAAGCGAUCAGACAGUGACGACAGUCUGGUGGACUAUGGUGAAGGGGGAGAGAUACCGUUCAACGAGGACGGCUCCUUCAUCGGCCAGUACACCGGAACCAGGAGAGAUGUCCGAGAGCUGGACUUUGGUGGAGGUCUGGAGCUCCACUCUCCAAUGAAUACCAUCUACUCCCUGGCAUGAAGCUCAAAAUUCAAACCGCCACCUUGACUGCAGCUCAACUGUUUGCCAUGUGACGUCACCGUGCUUGUACCGUCCACCUUAAUUUGAGAACUCGUGGUGCUUGAGGUUUGUCUGCAGGAGGGAACGGCUGGAGCCUGAGGUGCUGUUACCCUCUGUGUCUUUGCAGGCAAAGCAACUUUCAUGCAUUUAAAGAGGAAAAUGGUGGAACAGUACCAGAUGUGAGAUGCUUAUUCAUCUGAUGAAAGGCAAGCUUUACCCUUUAUGUUUUCAUAUUGCAUUUCCUGUAAAUAAAAGUGCUGUGUGUUUGUGUGCGUGCAUAGGUAUAGGUACACGCACAUGUUCAAUUAUCCUGUCAAUGGAGAGAGGCUGCACAUCAGACAAGACAGAAGUGGGUCAGUUUAUCAUGUUGAUAAAAGCGGUUGCAAGGACCAACUAAACUACUGUUAUUACAUCCUUUUCUUUCAGCUAAUUGCAACAAUAUGAUUAGUGUUAUUUUUGCAUGUUGGCUUUUUGAAAUAAGGGCUGCAUACCAUAUUUCCACUAUCAGGGGAGCCACUAUGUAAUCCCUCCUCUUUGUUUUAUGCACAAGUCUUGAAGGCACAAAGGGAGUAUAAAAGUGCUUUUGGUGAUAAGUGACGGAUAAUAAAGUAUCUCCAGGGACUAAUGAUUCAUCUGCAUGGUCAGGUUGUGCUCUGACGGGAGCCAAAAGAGCAAACCAUUUGAGAAUUCAGCAAGCAGCCGUAAACCAGGUGUAAAAUCAGAAAUUGCUCAUGUUUCUCAAUGAAUUUGCCUUAACUGUCUCCUUGUUUCACUCACUAUGGAGACGGAUAAAAAUCAUUAAUCUUGAUCUAACAGCCUUAGUG